UCCAACCAACAUCGUAAUUUGUAAAUUUACGCUAAAAAGUAUAAAAUUUAUUACUAAAAUAUAAUUUUCUUUAAUAAACGUUGCCCGUUUUCAAAGCUUUACACCAAAAACUAUAAUGCCCGUAGAACAAAUACAAUACUCGGAGCGAUAUACUGAUGACGUUUAUGAGUACAGGCAUGUUAUUCUACCACCUGAUAUUGCAAGAUUGGUCCCAAAAUCACAUCUAAUGACUGAGACGGAGUGGAGGAACCUUGGCGUCCAGCAGAGUCCUGGCUGGCUACAUUUUAUGGUCCACAACCCUGAACCCCAUGUGCUGCUGUUCCGACGACCACGAACGGACAUACAACCAAUAAUUAAUGGAUUAGAUAAAAGUUCCUCCUCGACGGUAAAAGUUUGACUAUGAGAAUGAUUAGGGUUAUGCUGGUUAGUGAUUAAAUUUUAAUGUAAACAAAAAUGUUAAACGCAUGUUACUGAAAUUAUACUUUAAUAUUUUAAAUCCAUACAUUUCUUGUUCAUUUAUAAGUAGUUUGAGUAAAUUUGCUGUGCUUGAUAGUUGAUAUAAAUAUAUAGCUAGCUAGUUUCCAUAAUAUAAUGUAUUUUCAAACAUGGCACUGUAAGAGGCUACCAAUAAAAACAGUAACAUUUUUGUAAUUUCUAGGUUUUUCCAGGUCUAGAAACAGCUUUUCAGACUCCCUUUGUUUACAUUCAAAAUAUUUAAACACUAAUCAGGCAGUAGAACGAAUUUUUACGGAUAAAUAUAAUUUAUAAGUUUUUUUUAAGUUAAAAAAUUAUUAUGCUGUUAAAUAAUACAUAUAUAUGUUAAAAGCAAGCUUCUGAGCUUAUAUGGAUGAUAAUAAUCCAUUAAUAGAUUUAUUAAAAUAACCAUUUGCACCAGCCUUGGAAAAUUUGAUUCGAUUAUGGAAUAAAUAUCAUGUUAUCUUCUCUUCUAUA
Aricia agestis (brown argus) is the source of this 951-nucleotide messenger RNA. RefSeq names its product cyclin-dependent kinases regulatory subunit-like. Gene Ontology annotation, cellular component: cyclin-dependent protein kinase holoenzyme complex; SCF ubiquitin ligase complex. NCBI's taxonomy places the organism in Eukaryota, Metazoa, Arthropoda, Insecta, Lepidoptera, Lycaenidae. Gene Ontology annotation, molecular function: ubiquitin binding; histone binding; cyclin-dependent protein serine/threonine kinase activator activity. The transcript is spliced from 2 exons. Gene Ontology annotation, biological process: regulation of mitotic cell cycle. The record is from RefSeq and is a predicted model, not a curated record. The coding region runs from base 116 to 397 and encodes 93 amino acids.